ACAAACCCACCCCAUAAAAUAAACAUGUCAAAUUUGGCUUCUCUCGAAGAAGAAAGUACCUCCUCCUCUGCUGUUGAGCAACUACUGUAGAUCUCAAACAGACUGGAUACGUGAUCCUCCAUAUAUUACUCAGCGAAAUCAUUCCUACGCGCAAGCAAGACAGCGAGAGAGCUUGUUAGCUAUCACGCUAGCCAGUCGUAGUCGGGGUUAACCGACCUACUUCCUAACCUCUCUUACAUCAUCACACCUGGGAAGUAGUGGCUCCAAAAAGCCGACGUUUUUACUUCACACAAACGGCAGUGCAGUAUUAGUAUGUCAACAGGCGGACCUGUCACAUUGAACUAGUGAGAAUUGAAACACUUUCUCUCCAAGCAAGGGAGCUGUCAAGACUGCAGCUGGUUUCGUCAUUCCUCGAUUUUGACACAAAAGAGGAGUAAUGUCUUGUCCGUGUACUUCGGCUGCAAGGUUGUUGAUAAAUACAGCUCAUAGAGGCUUGUCCUGCUCCCGCUUGCAGUUUUAUUCUCUGAGUCGUCAUGGUUCCAGAGACGCCCAUCUACAGCCGCGUGUGCGAGUGAGAUCGUUUUCCGAGACUGCCGUUUGCUUUGCCUCCAAAGAUGGCAGCACAAAGGACACAGGGAACGAUGGUGGCAAGAAAAGCAUCAGUGAGGCGAAGAGGGCCUCGGGUUCUGGAGGAUCUGGUAAGGGAGGAAGUCAGCUCCGUUGCCCCAAAUGUGGAGACCCCUGCACGCAUGUGGAAACCUUUGUUUCAUCAACACGAUUUGUCAAAUGUGAGAAAUGCCACCACUUUUUUGUGGUCUUGUCCGAGACGGACUCCAAGAAGGGACUAAACAAAGAGCCCGAGUCUGCUGCAGAGGCUGUCAAACUGGCUUUUGCACAGAAACCACCUCCUCCCCCCAAGAAGAUAUAUGCUUACCUCGACAAAUAUGUGGUGGGCCAGUCCUAUGCUAAGAAGGUGCUGGCCGUGGCUGUGUACAAUCACUACAAGCGCAUCUACAACAACAUCCCUGCCGGCAGUCGCCAGCAAGUGGAGGUGGAAAAGCAACCCUCCCUGACACCUCGGGAGCUAGAGAUGAGAAGACGCGAAGAUGAAUACAGAUUCACAAAGCUUCUGCAGAUUGCAGGGAUCAGCCCCCACGGCAACGCUUUGGGAGCUUCCAUGCAGCAGCAGAGCAGCCAGCAGGCGCCCCAAGAGAAACGAGGCGGCGAGGUCUUGGACUCCACACACGCCGACAUUAAACUGGAGAAGAGCAACAUCAUACUUCUCGGUCCAACUGGCUCAGGGAAAACGUUGUUGGCGCAGACGCUGGCUCGCUGCCUGGAUGUUCCCUUUGCGAUAUGCGACUGCACCACUCUCACUCAAGCCGGAUACGUGGGAGAAGACAUUGAGUCGGUUAUUGCCAAACUGCUGCAAGAUGCCAACUACUCUGUGGAGAAAGCGCAGCAAGGUAUCGUGUUUCUGGAUGAGGUGGACAAGAUUGGCAGCGUGCCGGGCAUCCAUCAACUGAGGGAUGUGGGAGGAGAGGGAGUCCAACAGGGGUUGCUUAAACUCUUAGAGGGUACGAUUGUGAACGUUCCUGAGAAAAACUCCAGGAAGCUGAGAGGAGAGACCGUGCAGGUGGACACAACAAACAUCCUGUUUGUUGCCUCCGGUGCCUUCAACGGACUUGACAGAAUCAUAAGCAGAAGAAAGAACGAGAAGUAUUUAGGCUUCGGAACUCCUUCCAAUCUGGGCAAAGGUCGUCGUGCGGCAGCCGCGGCCGACCUAGCCAACACCAGCGGCGAGACGGACACGGUGGCCGAGAUCGAGGAGAAGGACAGGCUGCUGAAGCACGUGGAGGCCAGAGACCUGAUUGAAUUUGGAAUGAUCCCAGAGUUCGUGGGCCGUCUUCCUGUGGUGGUUCCGCUCCACAGCCUGGAUGAAGAAACACUCGUCCGUAUCCUGACGGAGCCUCGCAACGCUGUGGUGCCGCAGUACCAAGCGCUCUUCAGCAUGGAUAAAUGCGAACUCAAUGUGACCCAAGAUGCCUUGAAGGCCAUCGCUCGCAUGGCUCUGGAGAGAAAAACUGGAGCUCGUGGGCUUAGAUCAAUUAUGGAAAAGCUUCUCCUGGAGCCAAUGUUUGAGGUGCCGCAUUCUGACAUCAUGGCUGUCGAGUUGAACAAAGACGUCGUCCAUGGGAAGACCCAGCCCCGAUACAUCAGAACUCCGGCCAAGGAGCAGGCAGAAGAGGACUAUGAUUCAGGCAUCGAGGAGGAGAACUGGCCUCGACAGGCGGACGCUGCGAACAACUGAACCACGUCAUCCAUUUCACAUAAAGACAGUUUGUGAUAGCAACUCCGGGUUUUCCCGGAGGCCCCACAAACAAAAUAGGGACAUUUUAUUAGGGAUAAUGAAGGCGGUUGUGACCGAGGAUGUUAUCUUGAACAAGUAGUGUAACAACCUUGGGUCCUGUCUGUCUGUGCGUGUGUGUGCGUGAGUGUGUGUGCGCGUGUGCCAGCGAGCGUGUGUCGUGCAGCAUACUCGCAGGUUGGACCUUUAUACAAUUAUUUCAAUCUCUGGUGAUUGUUAAGAUUUUAUCUAUAUAAAGAUAAUACAUUUUUUAUUCGUGAGAACGUUUGUAGUAAGGUCAUAUUGUUUCCUUCUUGUGACCAGCAGCCCCUGGAAAAGGGAAACAAAAUAGAUGGCACCCAAAAACUGAUGCAUGGAGGGGGCGGGGGCAUGUCAAGUUAUGCCUUAUAUUACAGGGCAUGAUAUUCCAUGUCAAUAUUUUGAUGAUAGUCUCUUUAGCACCAUUAUCAUAAUGGCAUCCGCACUGUUAGUACAAUUGAGUCGUCAAUGUACUGCACUGCUUUAAUGCAGUAAUGUGGAAAAUGAUUUUGCUGACCGUACAAAAAAAAAAAGAAAUCAAGUAACACGAGCGGCUCAACAAACAACCUGUGAGAAGCGAUGGGGAGCUUUUAAGCAGCCACAAUGGUUACUGGUUCUUCAUGUUUGGUGUUCAGUCCACUUUUUAGGAAAUAGACUGUAUAUACAUGCAUGUGUUUCUCUUGCUUUUGUUAGGCUGUUUAGCAAAAAAGGGUUUAAGUCUGACAUUUAAAAGUUUUAUGUGUUUAUUUCUCUUUACAUUCUUAAGAUUCGCCAUCACGCCAAAUUAUCUCCUGAAACAAAAUGUAGAGGACAACCGUAAAGACUUUAUAGUUACUUUUAUGUCUUUUCACGCACCUUUUUAGUGUCGUCAUAUUCUGUUGCUAUCGAGCGGUCUUUCGUUAAGACUGAACCAUGCUGCUUGUAUUCCUAAAAUGUGCUAUGACAUCAUUAAACUAGACCUGAUCUCCCUGCUUUUAAGCUUCCUUUCCUUUCUAAAAUGUUGUCUGUUACAGAACACCAUUGUGAAGCCCACAAACAAUGUAAUUGUUGAAAAAUGAAAUAAAAUUUAUAUCUGGAUAGAUUUGAA
This is a messenger RNA of Syngnathus typhle (broad-nosed pipefish), 3473 nucleotides long. It is a transcript of the gene clpxb, whose product is annotated as caseinolytic mitochondrial matrix peptidase chaperone subunit Xb. The record is from RefSeq and is a predicted model, not a curated record. Gene Ontology annotation, biological process: proteolysis; protein catabolic process; protein folding. Gene Ontology annotation, cellular component: mitochondrial matrix. The transcript is spliced from 15 exons. Lineage: Eukaryota; Metazoa; Chordata; Actinopteri; Syngnathiformes; Syngnathidae. Gene Ontology annotation, molecular function: ATP-dependent protein folding chaperone; ATP binding; protein dimerization activity. The coding region runs from base 437 to 2311 and encodes 624 amino acids.